Biomphalaria glabrata is the source of this 1726-nucleotide messenger RNA. Its product is annotated as neuroligin-4, X-linked-like. NCBI's taxonomy places the organism in Eukaryota, Metazoa, Mollusca, Gastropoda, Planorbidae. Gene Ontology annotation, molecular function: neurexin family protein binding; signaling receptor activity; hydrolase activity. The coding region runs from base 48 to 1700 and encodes 550 amino acids. Gene Ontology annotation, cellular component: synapse; cell surface. Gene Ontology annotation, biological process: modulation of chemical synaptic transmission; neuron cell-cell adhesion; chemical synaptic transmission. The record is from RefSeq and is a predicted model, not a curated record. The transcript has 2 exons.
AUGGCUUACAACUACUACCAUUGUUCACGUUUCAAAGCCAGCUCAUCAUGUCGCCAACUAGCGCCUUUCUGGUCAUUGGGGUAGCACUAGCUGCUAGAGUCACUGAUGGGCAAAUUUUGAAAGCCCUGGAUGAUGUACUCACCAAUACAACGUAUGGAACUGUCAAAGGAUUGGCCCGUGUGUCUGCCGCUGGAACUGUCCUAUCUUUUCUGGCCAUACCCUACGCCAAACCGCCCACAGGUUCCAGACGCUUCGCGAGGCCAGAGAAAGCAGACCCUUGGUCAGGAGUUCGAGAUACUAGGCAGCUUGGGACUAUUUGUCCUCAAUACAGGGCAUCUCACUACCAAAUGAGCGAAGACUGCUUGACCCUCAACGUUUACACUCCGAGUACAGAUGGUCAGCUACCAGUAAUGGUUUGGAUUCACGGAGGCUCCUUCCUGACUGGGUCCGGAACUUCCUUUAAUGGUACGGAGUUGGCUCACAAAGGUGUAGUGGUGGUCACGGUCAACUACCGACUGGACGCGCUGGGAUUCUUGAGCACCCAAGAUGAAGUAGCCCCGGGUAAUUUUGCACUCCUUGACCAACUCCUGGCUUUAGAGUGGGUGAAACAAAACAUUGGAUCGUUUGGAGGUGACCCAAAUCAAGUGACCAUCUUUGGUGAGAGCGCUGGAGCAGGAUGUGUCUCUCUCUUGCUUUUAUCUCCAUUAGCUGCUGGUUUGUUCCACAGGGCCAUCAUUGAGAGUGGCUCUUCUUUGUCCCCAUGGGUGGUCAACUACCCUACCAGCAGACUCACCCCCAAGUACAUAGCUGGACAAGUUGGUGCAAAAGUCAACUGUAAACUGGAUAAUUCAACUCAGUUUCUGGAUUGUAUGAGGAAUGUAAGUACAGCUGAUCUACUCAAGGCGAGCUGGGACUUCCGGCGCGCUAUUAAUCUUGACGUUUCCUUUGCCCCAGUGGUUGAAACGACCUUCAGAGUAAUUCCCGAGCGCCCUUUGAAAAUGUUAAAAUGUAAUCAGUUCAACCACGUGGAUACGAUUCGGGGCUAUAACACCGACGAAGCCCUCUUUGUUUUGGGAUCUCCAAGUGGAAUCGAUCGAGACGAAUUUCGGCGCCGAAUAUCUCGCGUCGUGUCUCCUUUCAAUUUGGCCAACAAAGAUCAGAUAUUGUCAGAGUUCGAGAGCCUUUAUCUCGGGAACACAACUGACCCUGAUGUCAUAGUUCGCCAGGCACUGACGGCUCUCUCGGACUACACCUUCAUCGCCCCGACCAUUAUAGAAUCAACAUGGGCGUCGGAGGCGGCUCCAGAGAAGAAAUGCUUUCUUUACGAGUUUGAGUACCGAAUGAGUGUCAGCGACACGCCCAUGUGGAUCCAUGCUGUACACGGAGAUGAGGUUCCUUUUGUCUUUGACGCUUUUGAAGAUCCUGACCAGUGGCCGGUAGACAGGGGACACACCGCUGACGACGAUAUGAUCUCACAGGAAAUAAUGAACAUCUGGACGAACUUCGCCAAAACUGGAUCGCCGUUGAACCAAACAACAACCAGCAUUAGCUGGCAGCCUUUCAGUCAGACGCAACAGCAGGUUCUAAAGAUCGACAAAGUCACCACUACCAUAGCACAAAGUAAACAAACAGCUGUUGAUUUCUAUCAAAAGAUUUUAAGCCUAAUAGACAUUUCCUUUAACUGUGAUAUUGUUGGGUAACAUCAAAAAUAAAGUCCUCAAUGAUU